AUCCUUGAUUGGCUGAAGCCUAUGAGGGAAGCCGUGGCGUUUGCCUUUGCCGUAGCCCCGCAGGGUAUAUUUAGUAGGUAGCCGACUCGGCACGACGCGCCGUGCGUGUGGCCGGGCGGGCGGUCGCUGGGGUGGGAGGAUGCUGCGCCGGACCCCCGGCCGCCCGCUGCGGGAGGGGGAGGCUCUCGGCACCCUGAAAUCCCGGCAUGCCGGAGCAUCGAGUCGCUGUGCAGCGGUGUCAGGGGACGAGCAUGGCUGUUCUCUGCCUCUCAGGGAGAAAGGAAGAGUUUUGCUGUUAUGAGCCAAGAGAUAAUGCAGUAGAGCAGCGUAAGUACAGUCCUCUGGAGUGGAUAGUGCCCUGAGAGAAGCCCGCUGAGGAGGAAAGCCCCAUCUCUCUGCUGAGACUCAGCUGACGGGAGAUUCUCUGAUGGAUUACAAUCUCAGCAAACUCUAACUCCAGAGGAAGAAUGACAACUAAGAGACUUAAACCAGACUUUUCACUUUCCUGGAGAGGAACUGGCUCACAGUAUUUGGUGUUUUUUUAAUCCUCUACCUCCCUCUGCUGUUAUCACAGCAAAGUUCCUCAACAAUGGGAAGUCAUGUACUUGCAGCUUCAAUUUCCAUGCUCUCGCUCCUGGCAAUGAUGGGAGACACGGACAGCAAACCAGACAGUUCCUUCAUGAUCGACACCGAUCCCAGCCGCUGCAUGAGGCAUCACUAUGUGGACUCCAUCAGCCACCCCCUGUACAAGUGCAGCUCAAAGAUGGUGCUGCUGGCUCGCUGUGAAGGACGUUGCAGCCAGACAUCGCGCUCGGAGCCAAUGGUGUCCUUCAGCACUGUCCUAAAGCAGCCUUUCCGCUCCACUUGCCACUGCUGCCGGCCCCAGACCUCUAAGCUGAAGGCCAUGCGGCUGCGCUGCUCAGGUGGCAUGAGGCUCACCGCCACAUACCGCUACAUCCUCUCCUGCCACUGCGAGGAGUGCAACUCCUAGGGACCUGCCUGCUGCAGUGCUGCAGGACUGGGAUGCUGCUGCUGGGGAGGGCUCCCAAGAAGUGACUGGAGAUGAGGCCGACAAUUCCAGGACACAACUAACUGGGAUGGAUGGAGCUGAAAGAUAAUGAGGAAUAUCUCCUGGGGCCUGAAUGGUUCUGGUACCAAUGUGCAAUCUGUGGCAAUGGCAAAAGCACGUGGACUUGUUUUUAAGCAACCUUUCUUUUUUGCUGAAAGGAUAUUUUUGCCAGUUUCUCCUUUUUCAGGCCCAGCUCAUGAUUUAAUUUGGGCCCCGAGCAGUAACGGCUCAACAUAGAAGGCUGGAGGGGCAACAGCACUGUGCACUGGAAGCCAGCUUCCAGACAGAUGACGGGCAUUGGUUCUCACAUGCAGCAUCUUCACUUGUCUGUAUUCUCAGACUCCAGGCUACAUCAGCCUUCACACAAACUGUGUCGUUGGCAAGGGCUACCCAUUACUGAUCUAUCAGCCAAGUGCUGGAUAGCUUUAACUGUGGUUUAGCAGAAAUUACAAAUAAAUCACUGAAAGGUGAACCUAAUACAAAAUGUACCUCUGGGAUUACCCAGCGCCAGCUGAAAUGAUUAUUUGCAGUAUACAGCUUCACAGUUGGGACUCUUGAGAAGUAAGGUCAGGAGGCAUUAUUCCCCUCUAAAACCAUGUAAAUGUGACACAUUACAUCUGUCACAAAAGCCAUUAUUCAAACACUAAAAACUAAACAAGAAAUAAAAUGAUGCGUACUAAAUUGUGUCUUUUCUUAAUCUCUUGACGUACAGAGCC
Phasianus colchicus (ring-necked pheasant) is the source of this 1785-nucleotide messenger RNA. It is a transcript of the gene NDP, whose product is annotated as norrin cystine knot growth factor NDP. The record is from RefSeq and is a predicted model, not a curated record. Lineage: Eukaryota; Metazoa; Chordata; Aves; Galliformes; Phasianidae. Gene Ontology annotation, biological process: Norrin signaling pathway; Wnt signaling pathway; positive regulation of DNA-templated transcription. Gene Ontology annotation, molecular function: frizzled binding; cytokine activity.